AUGGAGCAGCAAAUAGUCCAGCUCCUUCAGGACACUCAGUCAUCACACGAAGGUCCUCGUACCCAUGCCGAACUGCAGCUCCGCCAGCUCUACACGAACACCUCGUUCGCUCCUACACUGGUCGCCGUUUCCACACACCAAUCUAUCCCUCUAGCUACCCGUCAAGCUGCCCUGCUCCUGCUCAAGCAGUUUGUCCAGCAAGUAUGGUCUCCUCAGUUCGAAGAGUUCAAGGGCGAGGUGCUCGUCUCUGCCGAAGACCGCGCCACCCUCAGACAAGCCCUGCUCGACCUGGCCACCGACGCUCACCAGGAAAGAAAGAUCAAGAGUGCUGCUUCCAUCGUGGUCAGCAAGAUUGCUACUGCCGACUUCCCGGAUGAAUACCCCAACCUUCUCCCUACCCUGUUGCAUAUCAUCAACAACGGUCAGGAUGGCCAACUACACGGUGCUCUCAAAGUCCUGCAAGACUUGAUUGACGACUGCUUCAACGACGACCAGUUCUUCAACGUCGCCCACCAGAUCGUCUCAUCCGUCUUUGCUGUGGCCGCCAGCUCUCGUCCCACAAUCCUCCGUGCUUUGGCUGUAUCUGUCUUCCGUUCAUGUUUUGAUAUGCUGGAGAUGGUCUUGGAAGAUCACAAGACUGCUGUCAAGGCCUUUGCCGAGGACACUCUGGCAACCUGGUACCCUUUCUUCCUUGACACUCUGAAUAUGCCAGUCCCGAAUGUCCCCGUUGAGCAAGAAGAGUCACAAAACCCCGUCGCCGAGAACUACCGUGGUAUCAUCGCUCUCAAGUUGCAAGUCGUCAAGGUCCUGAUGCGUGUCCGUCAAAUCUUCCCUUCAGCUUUGGCUCCUCAGGCUCCUGCUCUCUUUGCCGCCACAUGGCAAGAACUCAACAACUUGCGACAGUCAUAUCACGAAUCUUUCAUCCUUCAUGACCGUCAAGGUAGAUUGGAAGAUGCUGACGGUCUGCCCUUCACCCUCGACUUCCUCGUUCUGGAGGAGAUUGACUUUAUGCAAGCCUGUCUUCGUGCUGCUCCUGUCCGCAAACAGCUUGAAGAGCAAUUACGCUCUCAGUCCAUGCCUGACACAUGGGUCACAGAAGUCAUGAAACUUGCCGUCACAUAUUCACACAUCACUACUGAGGAGGAGGGUCUUUGGGACAUCGACUUCAACAUCUUCGUGGCUGAGGAGUCCAAUGUCACAGCAAACUACACUCCUCGCACUGCUUGCGCUGAUCUAGUCAUCAAGCUUGGUGAAUGGCAGAGCGCCGCUACCAUCGAAGGUCUGCUUCAUCACACUCGCGAAUUGUACUCGACCGAUUCCAGCUGGAAAUCAAAAGAGGCUGCUCUCUUCAUUCUCAACCAACUCUUGACCGACUUCUUCGAGGCUGAUCGUCCCAUGGUUCCUGAGGUUGCCGCCGCUUACAUCGACUUUGUUAGAUAUGCCAUGCAACAAGAACAUGUCUUCCUCCGAGCUCGUGGUCACUUGACCGCUAGCAGUCUUGUUCGCGCCGCUGGUGAUGCUGUUGGUGGAAUUGCUACAUCACUCAUGGAGCAAUCUCUGCACGCCAUCACCAACGACCCUUCAGAUGUCGUCAAGGUCUCGUGUAUUCGUUCCAUGCAAGCUUACCUUGCUGGAGUAUCCACUGACAACGCCCGCUCUAUGCAAGCUGCUGUCAUUGCUGCUAUCCACACCUUUGUCACUGAACUUGACUUUGGAGAACUGGACGAGUCUGAGGAUAUCAUGAUUGCCAUUUUCGAGACCUUGAGAGAUGUCAUCAUGAUUGACACUCGUAUCUGUCUGACAGGUUCCGGUCUCGAUGUUCUCUUCACAAUCGCCAGUUGGUGCUCGUUCAAUUACCAAAUCUACAUUCUCAUUACUGAGACUUUCGAAGAUCUCACCGAGACUCUUUCAGAUUCUGGUCCUGACGUCUACACUCAGCUCUGCGCAAAGGUCCUGCCUUCACUAUCGGGUGCCUUCGAUGUCGCCAACUUGACGGAUGAGAACUCUUUGACAAACCUCGCCGCCGACAUGCUCACCGCUCUCGCAGAACACGGUCCCUCACCUCUGCCUCAAGGCUUCAUUGUCACCAUCAUGCCCAAACUCACACGUCUGCUCCUGGAAUCACCCGACGAAGAGCUGCUUAAGUCAGCAACCUCUGCCACUCGGUAUAUGCUUGAGAAGGACCCCGAGCAGAUGUUCAAUUGGGCCAAUCAUGAUGGCAAGAGUGGUCUUGAAGUCGUUCUUGUCAUCAUUGACCGCCUUCUUGGUCCAACUGUAGAGGACAAUGCUGCCGGUGAAGUCGGUGGUCUCGCUGCUGCUUUGGUCGAGAAAGCAGGAUCUGAAAGACUCGGCCCUUAUCUGGCGCAGCUGUUGAGUGCUGUUGCUCACAGACUCAGCGCAGCCACCCAGACCCAGGUCAUUCAGAAUUUGAUCCUAGUCUUCGCUCGACUGUCUCUGCUUUCGGCUAGAGAGGUCAUUGACUUCCUCGCUCAACUCGCUAUCAACGGGGAGAGUGGCUUGCAAGUCGUCCUGACCAAAUGGCUAGAGAACUCUGUCAAUUUCGCCGGCUAUGACGAGAUCAGACAAAAUAUCAUCGCACUCUCCCGUCUCUACGACCUUCACGACCCCCGUCUUGAUACCAUCCAAGUAAAGGGCGAUAUGAUCAUGCCCACCUCCACACGCAUCAUGACCCGCAGCCGCGCUCGUGCCAAUCCAGACCAAUACAACAUCAUCCCCGCUCCUCUCAAAAUCGUCAAGAUCCUCGUCGACGAGUUGCUAUCGCCCCUCACCAAUGCUGUCAGCCGUGGUGUCGAGAAUCUCGCUCCUGCUUCUGAAGUCGAAAAGGCAGAGUCUGUCGCCAGUGACGAAUCAGGCUGGGAGGAUGAAGAUGGUUUCUUGGAUCUCGGUGCCGGUAUGACCAAGGAGGCUUUGAUGGGUUACGCGGCUGAAGAUGCACCCAACAGGGGCAGAGAUGAUGAGACCCAGGCAUACUUGCUUCAAUGGUUCGGAGGUAAAGCUCAAGAAGAUGGCUUCGGAGAGGUGUUUGCACAGUUGACCCCUGAGGAGCAAGAGAAGUUGAGGAGCAUGGGCUCGCAACAGGCUUGA
Messenger RNA from Aureobasidium pullulans EXF-150, 3105 nucleotides. Its product is annotated as putative importin 9. Gene Ontology annotation, molecular function: small GTPase binding. Gene Ontology annotation, cellular component: cytosol; nuclear envelope. Lineage: Eukaryota; Fungi; Ascomycota; Dothideomycetes; Dothideales; Saccotheciaceae. Gene Ontology annotation, biological process: protein import into nucleus. Bases 1 to 3105 code for a protein of 1034 amino acids. The transcript has 2 exons. The record is from RefSeq and is a predicted model, not a curated record.